UUAACACAUGUCCACCAACCUGUUUAUAUUUGUGAAGACUGAAGAAAUCUUAUUACAAUUAACACAACGGAGUUGCUAGCAUUCUGAUCAUUGGAUAAUAUAAAGAAAUUUGAUCUGUACUAAUGCAACAGAAAAAUAAUCGUAAAGAAAUCAAUCGGUUCAUACAAUCUCGAGAUAUUGGAUACUGGAUUUUGGCACGCGAGUGAAUCGAUUUCCCAAGGUUACUUAAGCGUGUCUCACUAUGCUUAGUUUCGAGGAUGUGCGCGUGUUUACAGCAACUCAGUCUCUAGGAUCCAAACGACUAACCUUCGGUCCACACCACCUCACAUUUCAGUUGCUUGAUUCCGACGUUAUGAUUAUGUACAGAGCAAUUGACGGGUUUCGCUUGUGCGAAUCACCUACUGAACGUCGAUUCACACCAUCCGUACUAACUGGAUAUACGAUUGUUUUAUAUACAAAAGAUUUUCAUAUUUAUGAAUUAACUGUUAACAGUCUUUCUGUUGCUCGUUCUCUUGAACAGUCAUUAGAGGGAGUAUCCUCAAUUGAUGACGUAACAUUGCUUUACCCAUUCUCUUAUAAAUCCAACCAAUUAUCACUUUUACCCGCAAUAAAAACCACUGAUUGGCCUAAUAAUAUCAACGAGAUCUUGUCUGGUGGGAGUUGGCGUAGAAGCCAAUUAAAUGAAAAUUAUUUAUUGUGCAAUUCUUAUCCGAAAACAUUUGUUGUACCUGUUAAAUGUGAUGAUCAAAUGAUUAAAGAAAGUAGCCGAUUUCGUCAUGGUGGUCGUUUUCCUCUACUGGUAUACUAUCAUAAGCCAAGACAAACUACUUUAUUAAUAACUGCUGAACCAUUAAUUAAUCAAUCCACAAUUACCAACAAUCAAAAUACUUCAAAUUUAUUAUCAUCGUCUAAUUCUAGUUUAACUUCAUCAACAAAAUCGAAUAAUCUAAUGAUUAAUUCAUCUUCAAAAAAUUCCAUAUCACCAUUUAGUUCAACAUUCAAUACUGGUCGAUGUCGUUCAGAUGAACAAUUACUUACUUGUAUAUUACCAGAUAAAUGUAGAGGUGUUAUAUUGGAUUUAAGAACACAGAAUGAAACAAAAAAACCUCAAGCAACAAGUGGUCUUGUUGAAUUUGAACAAUAUUAUCCACAAUGGAGACGAGUUUGUAGACCGUUAGAAUCUACGGGUAACUUGAUUGUCACUUUCAGGAAAUUCAUUUAUGCUUGUACAUCAUAUGGUCGUGUAACUCGAUCUUCAAGCAACACAACAUUUGGUGCACUUCAAUCCGGAAUUAGUGAUUCUAUUGGAAUGUUGUCCAGUGCCGCAUUGAAUCCAAUAGGAAGUUUUGGAUCACGUAACUCCACGGCUGCAUCGAUCCCAUGUGACAAUUCAGUCAAUUCAUUUAAUGAUAUCACUGUUCGUGAACAAAUAAAUACAUCGAGUAAAAAUGAAUUGAUCUCGAAUUUCGCUCAACUAGAUAUUCAGUCUACUAAUUCAACUACUGAAUCUGAUUUAAGUAGUAAUAAUAAUAUAAAGAAAUCAAAAAAACUUUCAGCUUGGUUAUCAUUAGUUCGUGAAGCGUUAGCAGCUGCUGUUGCUGGAGCAACAGCUUUGGACGCUUUGGAUGCAUUCGCUCAACAACAGCUUCAACAAGAACAAUGUUUGUUAGCUGAAAAACAGAGAAGAGCAUCAAAGGAGCAAACUUUCGAAGAGGCGAAAUUACGUGGAUCAUGUGUAUUAGUGCAAAGUCGAAAAGGAACUGAUCGAGCUAUUCUCGUGGCUAGUUUGAUUCAAAUCAUAUUAAAUCCUGAGUCUAGAACUAUACAGGGAUUUCAAGAACUUAUCGACCAUACAUGGUUAAACGCCGGACAUCCAUUUGCAGAUCGUUGUCAAAAUUCCGCUUUCUCACUUAAACCACCAAAAGAUGAGAGUCCAGUGUUCAUUCUAUUUUUGGAUUGUGUUUGGCAAUUACUUCGUCAAUAUCCGAAUUCAUUUGAAUUCACUGAUGAACUGCUUUGUAUUAUUGCAAAACAUGCUUAUUUCUCUGAAUAUGGUACAUUUUUGGGCAAUUCUUCACAAGAAAGAGAACAAUUGGAUAUUUCAUCUAGAACAUUUUCUUUAUGGUCAUACAUCAAUCAACCAUUUGUGACUAGUCGUUUACAGAAUCCAUUUUAUUCUGGUCAAAAAAAUGAUGAUAAUUCUCAAUCAACAACCAUAAUUGAUGGGAAUUAUGCAUGUUGGCCUUGUUUAUCUGCACAAGCAUUAGAUAUCUGGGAAGAACUAUAUCAGCAUCAAUUAGUUGGUAUUAAUCCUAGUCUAUGGAAUUUGCCUCGGGUUAUGGCACGUGUAAUUAAGGACAAAUUUGAAGCGGAACGGAAUAGAACUAUUCAAUUACGCAAGUAAUUUAUUUGGUUAUCUACUGUUGUGAGAACUAAUAAAUAGUUUGAUCUUAUCAUUCUAAACUUGAAUACUGAACGUCAAACAGGUUCGAAUGUUAUAGGGUAGUAUCAGUUCCUUCAUGAUUGUAGAUGUAUUUAUAUCCAGAGCUUAACACUAACUAUCUCGAACACAUAUAUAUUCUGGAACACUACUGAUCUAGUCAGAGCUUUAUGGCAAACUAUCACUGGAACUUAUAACUUCAAGUAGUGUUCGUCAGAUCUGUUAGCUUUCCAUAUUUUUAUCUAACUUUGAUCAUAGACAUUGUUUUAGAGAUAAAAUGUCGAAGUGGAUGCAUUAGCUCCUUGUUUUCCCUUAGAUCUUAAUUUUCUAAGUCACCUUAUAAAUUCUUCUUCAUCACGCCCAUCCAUAUUUUCUCCUCAAGUUGUAUCUUCAAUGCCUAGUCUUUUCUAUUAUCACUAAUACUGUUACCACAUCUGUUGCCCUUGAAUUUACCCUGACAAUUUCAUUUCAUCGUGCUAAUGAAGGUGGUAACAUUAAAGGAUGUAUGUGUGUCCCACGUUCUUUGUUUUGUACGAUUGAAUAACUGAACUACGCCUGGAGCUUUUCUCAGGUUAUUGUUGGUCCUUAGCCCCAAGUGAAAGAGGGUGGGUUAGGUAUUAGGUUAGCAACGUCAUCUUAUAAAAGAGAACUUCAUUGAAAAGUGUCAACCAGGAAAAAUCAUUUAAAGCUUUUGACUCUAUCCCUAAGAGUUAAAGGAUCUUCAUUUAGAAAGGUUAUGACAAUUCCUGGUGAAAGUCGAGAUUCUUCGGGAUUUAUGGUGUUGAUGCACUUUCUGACAACCAGAGGAAUAAUAUGGAAUGUCCGGACAAUGUAGAAGGUUAGCAGCACUAUUCGUGGUUUUGUCAAAUUACAUCGUGUUGUACACUUUGUAAUCAAUGAUUUUCGCUACAUUUUCAUUAAAAUUGUCGAUCGUAAAAGUCUUUUUAUUUCAACAACACAAAACUAUCCCUUUUUAGGACAUAAGCAUAUGACCAUCAAUCCUAGUACCUUUGUACUUGGCAUUGUAUGACUGAACUGGCUCAUAUUACCUUUACCCUUACGAAAAAUGUUAUUCCUAUGACAGGUAUAUAUAUAAGUAUGCGUUUGUAGAGAUUGUCUAUUUUUAUUGAGAUCGUAAAUUGAUCCGAAUUAGACAACCAUAGAAAACAUGGAAGCACCAAACGGCCGUUUCCUCUUAUUAUGUGACUUUUCAUCAGUGAUCAUCUGCGGCACCACGAUCGAAAGUCGAACCCAGACCUUCAAUCUCUCAUACAAACUCUUAACCACUAGACCACUGGUUAGGGAUCCAGUAUUGUGGAAGUCUGACUUUAAUCGAUUCACCAUUUUGUGCAAUUCUCUUUCAUUGUCUUAGAUGGGUACUUUUCUCACAAGUUAGACUUGUGCAACAUUGGAUGCCAGCUCAGCGGUCUAGAUGUUAUGCGUUGUUUGUAAUAUUUUACGUACUGCGUGUACAGUGUAAACCAGCUGUUUAUAGUUUGAUGUGUUUUUACAUUCAUUUGUGUUUCUGAAUUGUAGUUUUGCGUGAUUAAUAAUAUUUGAGGCGUCAAAUACGAUAAAUUGAUCUAAACCUUGUACUUAUCGACGCUCGUAAGCAAAGUGUAUAUUUACAAACUGUGAGAGGUUGGCACAACAUGAGAGUCAGUAAAUUCCCUCACGAUCACCAAUAAAAUUUGCUUAUAAGUUUCAGGGCUUUCUAGAGACUACCCCUAAUCAUACAAAUCAAAACAUUGAGCUCAAGAGUUAACACGAUGAAUAAAUGAAACACAAAUUGCUCUUUAACUGAUCUAACACUUCUACCUGAAUUUUGUGCUGAUAUGAUGUCGUUCAGAAGAACGAUGAAAGCUCCACGAUCAAACCAUCUAGCUCAGAGAACAAAACUCUAUCUAACACUUUUCUCCUAACGAUCGUUGAUCCUUAAGCGUGACUAUUGAAAAUGAAUAGUAAGUAUCUAAAUUUUGUUUGAUGUUUUCUCAUAAAUCAGCCAUUUAAAAUGCUAUAUUCACGAAUUCAGAAAAUAAGUUUUCGACUACUCCAGGUAGGCUUCUUGAUUAACAAUCCCCUUCUCAAUACAUACAUAUAUCGUAUUACUUCAAAUAAAUACUUUCUUCAUAGUGUAAUUCACGAGUCGAUCUUAACUAGACAAUCAUCGUAAGUUCUGGAAGCCUCGAACUGUUGUUUCGUCCUAAUAUGAAAAUCCUCAUCAGUGCACAUCUAUGAUCCCACAUGUGGGACUCAGACCCACGACCUUUGGUCACGUACGCACUAUCGAUUAGUUCUAUACUAGAACGAAACACAUAUCCAAUACUUCCAGGUUUUCAGUAGUUGUCUACUUUAGAUCGACUUACGAAAUCAACUAUGAAAAUCCUACCAUCUCCUCCACAAAUCUCCUUAUACUAUAAAUAUUUUUUCUCGUUUUAUUUUUGCAUAAUAUAGAACACUUGAUCAGCUUAUGAAUGAAGCUAUCAAUGCAGGUAUUCUUCAUGUAAAUCAAUAAACUUAUUUUUUUUUGAUAACUUAUUCAACUUCAUACUUAAUUUGUUUACCAUGUAAUAUAAUGUAUUAAUAUUUUCUAUACUAUUUAUUUAUAAAUAAGUAGUAUGAAUAUAUUGUAAAUGACUAUUGAAUAAUCUCUUCAUCAUUUAUUUUGUUUUAAAUCACUACAUUAAUCUUUCAAACAAUAAACUAAUGAACAAAUGAGUUGCUAUGGUGUUCAUUUAAUAUAAUGACCGUGAUAUUG
This is a messenger RNA of Schistosoma intercalatum, 5198 nucleotides long. Lineage: Eukaryota; Metazoa; Platyhelminthes; Trematoda; Strigeidida; Schistosomatidae. The record is from the annotation of a GenBank genome assembly.